AACGUUCACAUCAUAUUCGUCAAAUUCAUUGAAUCCAGUGUCCUCUUUAAUUAUUACAGAUUAAAUAUACUCUCCAUAUCUGUACCUGCAUCUAACAUUCAGCAAGUGCAGGAGUACUGAACCCCAACAGCUUGUUUAAUCGUGUGCUUGAUCGUCGGACAUGGCUGACAAGGGGACUGCAGGGAACCCCAUUCGGUGCAGAGCUGCGGUUGCUCGUGAACCGGGCAAGCCUCUGGUGAUAGAGGAGAUAAUUGUGGCUCCGCCAAGUCCUCAUGAAGUCAGGAUUAAGAUCAUAUGCACUUCUCUCUGUCACUCUGAUCUCCACAUUUGGCAAAUGCCCGUACUUCCUCAUACGUUUCCAAGAAUUUUGGGUCAUGAGGCAGUCGGGAUUGUGGAGAGUGUAGGAGAGUUUGUGGAGGAAGUGACUGAUGGGGACAUGGUUAUACCAACGUUCUUGUCCGAAUGUAAAGAAUGUGCAGAUUGCAAAUCAGAAGAGAGCAACCUAUGUUCAAAACUCCCUUUCAAGAUCUCUCCCUGGAUGCCUAGAUAUGACACCAGCAGAUUCAUUGACAUCAACGGUGAAGUUUUGUACCAUAUGGCACAUGUAUCAAGUUUCAGUGAGUAUACUGUAGUUGAUGUUGCCAAUAUUUGUAAGAUUGAUCCUACAGUCCCUCCGAACCGGGCUUGCCUCCUCAGUUGUGGAGUGUCAACAGGAUUUGGAGCUGCUUGGAAAACUGCAAAUGUGAAGGCAGGAUCGACUGUCGCGAUAUUCGGGUUGGGGUCAAUUGGAUUAGCAGUUGCAGAGGGAGCAAGACUAUGCGGUGCUGCCAGAAUCAUAGGAGUAGAUAUAAACCCUAAAAAAUUUGAAGUUGGAAAAGUCUUUGGAUUGACUGAUUUUAUCAGUGCUGAAAAAUCCGAGAACAGUAAACCAGUAAGCCAGGUGAUCAAGGAGAUGACUAAUGGAGGUGCAGACUAUUGCUUUGAAUGUGUUGGUUUGUCAUCGUUGGUGCGUGAAGCUUAUGCAUCCUGCCGAAAGGGUUGGGGGAAGAUAGUUGUAGUAGGUAUGGACAAGCCAGGGGCAGAGAUAACCCUGGACUCUCUUGAUUUUAUUCUAGAGAAAAAGAGUCUCGUUGGGUGCAUGUAUGGAGGUCUAAAAAUUAAAACUGAUAUACCCAUUCUUGUAAAGCGUUACAUGGACAAGGAACUGAAUCUGGAUGAUUUUGUAACUCACGAGAUCAAAUUGGAAGACAUUAACAAAGCAUUUGAUCUACUCAUAGAAGGGACGUGUCUCAGAUGUGUGAUUUGGAUGGACAAAUGAGUUUCUUCUUCACUUGUUAUGUAUGUAUUCUGUUUGGCUGCACUACUACAGACAACUCUAUACCUCGUGUUGUAGCAUGUGCAGUUCUUGUAAAGGACAUUCGGUUUGUGCCAAUAAUGGCCGUCUGGGCCUGUACGUAAUUGUUGGAAUCAUUGACUUGCAUGUCCGUAUACAACAAUACUCGGUUGCUCUGUUUCUAACA
Messenger RNA from Tripterygium wilfordii, 1520 nucleotides. RefSeq names its product alcohol dehydrogenase-like 7. The transcript is spliced from 10 exons. NCBI's taxonomy places the organism in Eukaryota, Viridiplantae, Streptophyta, Magnoliopsida, Celastrales, Celastraceae. Bases 161 to 1318 code for a protein of 385 amino acids. Gene Ontology annotation, molecular function: zinc ion binding; S-(hydroxymethyl)glutathione dehydrogenase [NAD(P)+] activity. Gene Ontology annotation, cellular component: cytosol. Gene Ontology annotation, biological process: formaldehyde catabolic process. The record is from RefSeq and is a predicted model, not a curated record.